GGGUGGCCUGCCCUUGGCCCCUACAGGCCCAUAACCCCACCCUCACAAGACAGUAGCAAGGCAUGGAUGAAGUAAGUUGCAAGACCCUGGCCUGGGACAGGCAUCCAGCAGAGAAGGGGAGAGGAGGUGGUGGAGAGCACGGCCCUGGCACCAACAGCCCGACCUAGAAUCCAACUGUAGUUUUAAAUGAGUGCCUUGCCCUCUCUAGAUUUCACAAUGAGUGGCCAGCAUUUAUUGAGCACUUACUCUGUUACAACUGUUCUCUUCAUCUAUGAAUGAGGAGCAUAAUAGUAUCUACCUCGUGGGGUCAUUAUAAGGACUAAAGGAGAUAAUGUUGCACCAAACGUUUAGCUUGGUGGCUGGCUCACAGUAAAUGCUGCGUAAAUGGCCAUUGUUUAUCAGCAACCCUUCCUUCCCGCAUACAAGCUCUGCGGUUACUUAACCUCUCUAUGCCGCGCUCGGGCCGAGUAACAGGCCUGCUCUCACAGGGUCAUUGGAUGGUCACGUGAAUCCAUCCGCGUAAAGAACUCAGAACAGCACUUGGCACAUAGGCAAUGCUCCACAAAUGUCACCUGGUCACGAUCAUACAGCUUUUUCCUUUCAUUCUGUCAGGCGGGCACGGCCCCCGGCACCCCCGCCGGGCACCAUGGACUGGAAGACGCUCCAGGCCCUCCUGAGCGGCGUGAACAAGUACUCCACGGCGUUCGGGCGCAUCUGGCUGUCGGUGGUGUUCGUCUUCCGCGUGCUGGUGUACGUGGUGGCCGCAGAGCGCGUGUGGGGGGACGAGCAGAAGGACUUUGACUGCAACACCAAGCAGCCGGGCUGCACCAACGUCUGCUACGACAACUUCUUCCCCAUUUCCAACAUCCGUCUCUGGGCCCUGCAGCUCAUCUUCGUCACGUGCCCCUCGCUGCUGGUCAUCCUGCACGUGGCCUACCGCGAGGAGCGCGAGCGCCGCCACCGCCAGAAGCACGGGGACCAGUGCGCCAAGCUGUACGCCAACGCGGGCAAGAAGCAUGGCGGCCUGUGGUGGACCUACUUGUUCAGCCUCGUCUUCAAGCUCGUCAUCGAGUUCCUCUUCCUGUACGUGCUACACACUCUCUGGCACGGCUUUGGCAUGCCGCGCCUGGUGCAGUGCGCUCACGUGGCGCCCUGCCCCAACGUCGUGGACUGCUACAUCGCCCGGCCCACCGAGAAGAAGGUCUUCACCUACUUCAUGGUGGGGGCCUCCGCGGUCUGCAUCGUGCUCACCAUCUGCGAGAUCUGCUACCUUAUCUUCCACAGGGUCCUGCGGGACGUGAACAGGAGCAAGGCCCCCAAAAGCCGCAGCCUCCCAGCCUCCACCUGCCGCUGCCACCACAAGCUGGUGGAGGCCGGGGAGCUGGGCUCCGACUCUGGUGACGACAAGAGGCACGCGUCGGCACCCACCAUGACCCCCAUCUGACCACAGGCUGGGGAGCGGCCCUGGGGCUCCCACUGGGGACAGGUGGGGCGGGACUGCACUGGUGGAGGGGUCUGACAGGUGCUGGGUGCCCGCCCCCCUUGAAUUCCCUAAUCUAUCCAAUUGCAUUUCUGGCAGGCUUCCUGAGCACUGGGCACUGUGCUGUCUGCCUGGGUGUAAGUCUCCUACCCCAGAGCCGGCCAGCCCUGGGGGGGACAGACAUUGAAACAAGCAAAUUAGCUACUGCAUGCAAGGGGACACUGAGGGGGCUUCUACCUAACCCAAGAGGGGGUGCUCAGGCAAGGCUUUGCUGAGGAAGUAAUGUUUGAGAGACGUGGGAAGCACUUCCCAGCAGAGACAACAGCAGGUGCAGAGGCCUGGAGGCCACAAAGAGGGAGACGCUUGCCCUGGUUGGAGGCCCCAGAUCAAAGGGAAUCUCCAUUUCCUUGGAGACUUCUGGGGCGGGAAGGAAGUAGCCUCUAAGCAGUGGGAGGUCUGAGGCCUGAGAGUGAGCUUGUGACGAGGAGCAGGGGGAGGUGACACCAGCCCCUGCCUGAGAUACGCAGGGAUCCUCCUGGUCCCCACUGCCUUCAGGGGAAGCCCCCCUCUGCCCAAUCCUCCUCCCCGCAGGUUCAGACAGCUUUGCUCCCAUCUUCUCCCCACAAAUGUGCUCAACCUGGUGCCAGCCUCCCAGACCAUGCUCCCAGAGACUCGAGGUAGAUAUUUCUUGAAAUCAAUAAAGGCUGUGUUUUAUACA
Messenger RNA from Leptonychotes weddellii (Weddell seal), 2198 nucleotides. NCBI's taxonomy places the organism in Eukaryota, Metazoa, Chordata, Mammalia, Carnivora, Phocidae. The record is from RefSeq and is a predicted model, not a curated record.